AUGGCUCCGAAUAUGGAUAGUCCGGAAGCGUUCAGCAAGUGGCAAAACGACUACAGUGUCGGCGGUGGUGGAUUCGCUGCAAGGUACCUACAACGGAAAGGAUUUGGCUGGUUAUUGGAGGACGAAGAGGACAACGAGUAUCAAAAGCCAUUGAGCGAAGAGUUGGACAUCAAUUUUGGCGACAUCUAUUAUAAAGUCUUAUGCGUACUGUUCCCCCUGCGUUAUUUCCGUUUGAAGUUAGAACUGGUACGAGAACAGCCAGAUUUUUGGGGACCUUUGUUCGUCGUGCUGAUGUAUGCUUUGCUUUCUCUUUACGGACAAUUUAGCGUUGUUCCAUGGAUCAUGACCGUGUGGUUUUGUGGAUCGUUCAUCGUUUACUUUUUAACCCGUGUCAUAGGCGGAGAAGUAAGCUUCUCACAAUGUCUUGGAGUAAUUGGAUAUUGCAUAUUGCCUCUUGUCGUGCUCAUCGUGCCUCUUUCCUUGGUCACUAGGUUCCCAGCUAUAAGCUCGAUUUUGAAGGUAAUAAUCAAUCCUGAUAUUUUUCUGUGCUCUAUAUUUUCAUUUUUGCAGGCACUUGGAAUUUUCUGGGCUGUGUAUAGUGCCACUGUUUUGCUGUUUGCCGAAGAAAUGCGUGAAAAGCGAAAACUUCUAUUGUACCCUGUUCCAUCUGCUGUGUACGUGAUCUGUUGA
Messenger RNA from Soboliphyme baturini, 690 nucleotides. The record is from the annotation of a GenBank genome assembly. NCBI's taxonomy places the organism in Eukaryota, Metazoa, Nematoda, Enoplea, Dioctophymatida, Soboliphymatidae.